Messenger RNA from Vitis riparia (riverbank grape), 725 nucleotides. Its product is annotated as ethylene-responsive transcription factor 2-like. NCBI's taxonomy places the organism in Eukaryota, Viridiplantae, Streptophyta, Magnoliopsida, Vitales, Vitaceae. The coding region runs from base 1 to 690 and encodes 229 amino acids. Gene Ontology annotation, molecular function: DNA binding; DNA-binding transcription factor activity. Gene Ontology annotation, biological process: ethylene-activated signaling pathway; regulation of DNA-templated transcription. The transcript has 3 exons. The record is from RefSeq and is a predicted model, not a curated record.
AUGACGGGAGUGAAGGUACGUAGAAGGCCCUAUUUUCCUCUGCCACUCUCAAUCCUCCCAGUUCGCAGUUAUCUUCUUGAGGAUUCCGUCCUUCCUCACCCAUUCUCUGCCAAUGCUCCGGCGUAUUCCGCCACUACUCCCACCUUCACUGAAAACUGGGAGAAUCCGCCGAUAUUGGACGCUGCUGCCGCCAGUGGAGUCGUAGGGGAGGCGAAGGCAGAGCCCCAGGAGGCCGCGGGGCCGGAGGAGUUGAGGAGGUACAGAGGAGUGCGGCGUAGGCCGUGGGGGAAAUACGCGGCGGAGAUAAGGGAUCCGGCGAAGAACGGCGCCAGAGUGUGGCUGGGGACCUACGAGACUGCGGAGGACGCUGCGCUGGCUUACGACCGAGCCGCCUUCCGGAUACGCGGCUCUCGCGCGAUCCUCAAUUUUCCUCUGCGGAUUGGGUCUGGCGAGCCAGAGCCGGUGAGAAUCACCACCAAGCGCCGCUCUCCGCAGCCGUCAUUGUCGGCCGCGGCGGCAGCAGCCCUCAAGCGCAGAAAGGGCGAAGUGGAUUCGACGGCUGAAAUGGAGGCGGCUACAGAAAGUGUAGUAGAUGUGUUCCAAUUGCAUCAACUAUGGGUGAACUCGUAUUAUGAAGAAGAUCAGCUAACGGAGUCGCACUUCCAUUUUUUUUUUUUUCUAUUUCUUUAACUCGUGAUCUGUAAAAUUAAAUAUAAAAUAAAACG